Molecule: messenger RNA, 1826 nt
Organism: Rhagoletis pomonella (apple maggot)
Lineage: Eukaryota; Metazoa; Arthropoda; Insecta; Diptera; Tephritidae
Product: protein yellow
Exons: 3
Coding region: 122-1453 (443 amino acids)
Cellular component (GO): extracellular region
Source: RefSeq, a predicted model, not a curated record
AACGGAUCGAUUAAAAAGCUAAAGCAAAGCUUCAAUUCAAGGCAGUGUUAACGAAGCGCAAGUGAGGGCAACAACGUGAAUUUUAAGCGAUUGAAUUGAUCUUGUAAAAUUUACUACAAAAAUGAAAUAUCUCGUUUUUUCGGCGUUGUUUUGUGCGUCGAGUAUUAUUUUUUGUAAUGUUGCAGCUAAGUUGGAGGAGAGAUUUUCAUGGAAACAAUUGGAGUUCGAAUGGCCAAGUGAGCAAGAUAAACAAGAAGCCAUAAGCACGGGCCGCUAUGUGCCCGAGAACAAUUUGCCGUUAGGUUUGGAACGUUGGAAUAACAAAUUAUUUGUCACUGUGCCAAGAUGGAAAGCCGGUGUCGCCGCCUCACUAAAUUACAUAGACCUUAACACAGCAGACAAAUCUCCAAAAUUGCGCCCGUACCCCAGUUGGGGUACAAAUUCGCUACCCAUCGACGUACAGCCACAAGCGGGUAAAACUCCAGCUGGUGGACGUUUGGAUGCUGAGAAGGCGCAGUCAGCUGAAACUGAACUAAAAGAUAAUGCUACCAUUAUUUCUACUUUCCGCAUACAAGUUGAUGCCUGUGAUCGUCUGUGGGUGUUGGAUACUGGUCUUGCAGAUAUUUUGGGCAAUCCGAAGCAAGUCACACCAAAUGCUGUUGUAGUCUUUGACCUAAAAACUGACCAACUUGUACGUCGCUUCCCAAUUCCCAAAGAUCAAACGAAAGAGGAUACUUUCAUCGCCAAUAUUGUAAUUGAUUCCGAUCGCAAUGAGUGCAAUAAUGCUUACGCCUACAUCCCCGACUUAGGAGCUUACGGUCUCAUAGUUUACUCAUUCCGUGACAAUCAUUCAUACCGUGUGAAACACAACUUCUUCCACUUCGAUCCUCUGCAAGGUGAUUUUAAUGUUGGUGGCGUCAAUUUUCAAUGGACAGAUGGCAUAUUCGGUCUUGCGGUUGGACCAACGAACCCUGACCACACGAAGGACAUAUAUUUCCAUGCUCUAGCCAGUACCAAGGAGUUCAAGGUGCCCAAUCGGGUAUUACAAAAUAAAACUCAUGUAACAAGUCCUGCAGCUUAUUACGAUUUUAAAUUUGUCGGCGAUCGUGGCAUGAAUGGUCAAACAACCGCAGAGGUGUACGACAAAGAGACAGGUGUUAUCUUCUAUACUCAAGUAAAUAAGGAUGCUAUUGCCUGUUGGAAUGUGAAUCGUCCAUACGAUUUGGAGUCUCAAGGUCUCAUCGAUUCUGACUCGCAUACACUUGUGUUCCCCAAUGAUAUUAAAAUCGACAAUGAAGGAACAGUAUGGGUGCUAUCGGACAGGAUGCCUACAUAUUUGUAUAAAGAAUUAGAUCCUGCUGCGGUCAACUAUCGUAUCUUGAGUGGAAACAAUCGUGAGCUGAUCAAGGGAACGCCAUGCGAAUUUCAAGAGCAAUCAAAGCAGUACCUUUGAAAAUAUAAUUAAGGCAAAUUACUUUAAUUUUAUGUUUUGGUCAACGCUAAUUUUAUUUUUUUGUUGUUCUUCGUGUGCAAGGAAAUGCACUUUAUUAAGCAAAUUAUUACGUCAUACAUAUAUGUACAUACAUUUUUAUAUUGGGGGCCAUCACAGAGUCCAAUUUUUCGUGAAAUCUACAAUAUUAUUACUGAAUCCGAAUUGCUACGAAGUAUACACCACGUUCGUGGCUAAUCGGAUUUAGUGAUAACAUUUUCGUAGAUUUCGAUGGAUUCUGUGAUAGCCCUGAUUACGUUUACGGUUUUUUUAAUAAAAAUUUGUACACCCAUUGUAAUAGUUUGCAAAAAUAAUAACACAAAUUUUUGUGAGUUAA